CACAAAAAAAAAACCAGCUUAGACAAGUCAGUUUAUUAGCGCACUCUUGACUGGAAUCCAACCAUAUUAUAACGACCCCUUCUUCCUUGCUUUCGGUGUUCAAGCGAUCGCUACGAUCAAUUCUCUCUUGGGUUGUCGAUGGAUCUUUUACUUUAUCCAUCUUCAAUUUCCUUCAAAUCUCACGCCUCCCCGCCACGCCCAAAUUUCCCCAACUUCAAUUCCAAGAAAUCCAGGAACUUCUUGCGGAACCCGCUGAUUUGGCGCCAAAACUGUCGCAUCAGGGCUCAAUCCUCCAAUGGAACUGCCGGCGACGGCUUUGUUCUCGAAGACGUCCCUCACUUGACUGAUUUCCUCCCCGGUUUGCUGUCUUAUCCGAAUCCAUUGCAAAACAGCAAAGCUUAUGCGAUCGUCAGGCAAACUUUUGUAACCCCGGAAGAUGCAGUCGCAGAAAAUAUUGUCGUUCAAAAAGAUAGUCCGAGAGGAGUACAUUUUCGGCGUGCAGGUCCUCGAGAAAAGGUUUAUUUCAAGUCAGAAGAAGUGCGUGCUUGCAUAGUGACAUGUGGGGGUUUAUGCCCGGGGAUCAAUACAGUGAUUCGAGAGCUGGUAUAUGGCUUGAACUACAUGUAUGGAGUUGAUGACAUACUUGGGAUUGAGGGAGGAUACAGAGGCUUUUACUCUAAGAAUACUGUGAGUUUGACGCCUAAACUUGUCAAUGAUAUCCAUAAGCGCGGCGGCACCUUCCUUCGAACUUCACGAGGAGGCCAUGAUACCAAUAAGAUAGUUGAUAACAUUGAGGACCGGGGAAUAAAUCAGGUGUACAUUAUUGGUGGUGAUGGAACCCAGAAGGGAGCAGAUCUAAUUUUCAAGGAAGUUGAGAAACGUGGCCUUCAAGUGGCAGUUGCUGGGAUUCCAAAGACAAUUGAUAAUGAUAUUGCUGUCAUAGACAAAUCUUUUGGUUUUGACACUGCUGUUGAAGAAGCUCAGAGGGCCAUUAAUGCUGCACAUGUGGAGGUUGAAAGUGUGGAAAAUGGAGUUGGAAUAGUUAAGCUUAUGGGCAGAUACAGUGGUUUCAUUGCCAUGUAUGCAACUUUGGCAAGUCGAGACGUGGAUUGUUGUUUGAUUCCAGAAUCCCCAUUCUAUUUGGAGGGUCGGGGUGGACUUUUUGAAUUUGUUGAAGAGCGACUUAAAGAAAAUGGACAUAUAGUUAUUGUUUUAGCAGAAGGAGCAGGGCAGGAUUAUGUUGCCCAGGAGUUACAUCCAAUUGAUGAGAAAGAUGCAUCCGGAAACAGGCUAUUACUAGAUGUUGGUCUAUGGUUAUCUCAAAAGAUUAAGGAUCAUUUUACAAACGUGAGGAAGAUGGCCAUAAAUAUGAAGUAUAUAGAUCCAACAUACAUGAUUCGAGCUAUUCCAAGUAAUGCAGCAGACAAUGUCUACUGUACUCUUCUUGCUCAGAGUGCUGUUCAUGGGGCCAUGGCUGGAUAUACUGGUUUCACCGUUGGACCCGUGAACAGCAGACAUGCUUAUAUUCCAAUUGCUCGUGUGACUGAGACACAAAAUACAGUAAAGCUGACAGAUAGGAUGUGGGCAAGACUUCUGGCAUCAACAAAUCAACCCAGUUUCUUGAACAGCAAUGAGGUGAUCCCAGAAAAAGCUGAUCAAGAGACUAUGGAAGUAGUGAAUGACAUGAGGAUCACCUCAAUCUAGAUACUAUGAAUUUGGGUUCAUAACCAAAUUAAUCAGCUUCAUUGAUUCUUACACUCAUGCUGAGAGCUCUUGAUCUUCCAAUUCUGGCAAGGUUCUUUGGUUGCUCUCCUGCAUGGGGAAUCUCAGUGAGUAUAAAACCACAAGGCAUGGGUGAUUAAGGCUUGGCUUUUAUGAUUGGUAGAUUAAUUCUUGGCUACAUCUUUAGCUUUUAUUAAGUCUUAGCUCAAAUAUCGGUUGAUUAUAAAGCAAGAUUAUAAAUGACUGCGUAGCAAGAUUUCUUAGAUUCAAGUGAUGCGAAUGUAGCUUGACUUAAGAAUAAAGCAAAGCACGUUAUGCUGCUAA
Molecule: messenger RNA, 2046 nt
Organism: Juglans regia (Persian walnut)
Lineage: Eukaryota; Viridiplantae; Streptophyta; Magnoliopsida; Fagales; Juglandaceae
Product: ATP-dependent 6-phosphofructokinase 4, chloroplastic
Exons: 14
Coding region: 139-1704 (521 amino acids)
Biological process (GO): glycolytic process; fructose 6-phosphate metabolic process
Cellular component (GO): cytoplasm
Molecular function (GO): ATP binding; 6-phosphofructokinase activity
Source: RefSeq, a predicted model, not a curated record